Messenger RNA from Cyprinus carpio (common carp), 5907 nucleotides. RefSeq names its product NACHT, LRR and PYD domains-containing protein 12-like. Lineage: Eukaryota; Metazoa; Chordata; Actinopteri; Cypriniformes; Cyprinidae. The transcript is spliced from 16 exons. The record is from RefSeq and is a predicted model, not a curated record. Bases 284 to 3838 code for a protein of 1184 amino acids. Gene Ontology annotation, molecular function: protein binding.
UCCAUGUUUACCAUAAUAGAGCCAGAUUACUAUCGUACAUUGUUAUCCCCAUCGAUGUGUAUUUAUGGUACGCGUCAAUACCGCUUUAGUCUCAUCCAAAACAUCACAUACAUGUUGACUGAAAAAAAGCCCUCUGACGCUAAAAUGGUUUCUUCCUGCAAAGUGAAAGUAACGAUUAAAGGACACGUACUUUCCUCAAAAUAACUGCGUCACGUUAUCCUAGCACAGAAAUCAGAGUCGGUAGAGGAGAUCAGACACACCAGUGCAUCUCUGCGAGAACAGAAUGAGUCAAGUACAAAAAACCAAAGGUGGAGAUUUUUCUCCGGGAUGCAGUUCAGUCCAGCAGAAGAGCUCAGAUUCACCAGAACACAGCUGUGUAUCUAUGAAGAGUGACUGGUCUAUGGAUCCUCCUCUACAAAUGAAGAGUGGAGACAGAAAUCAGAGUCACAGUUCAGUCCAGCAGAAGAGCUCAGAUUCAGCAGACCCCAGCUGUGUGUCCAUGAAAAGUGACUGGUCUAUGGAUCCUCCUCUACAAUUGAAGAGUGGCGACCAAAGCCAGAGCCACAGUUUGGAUCAGCAGAAGAGAUCAGAUUCAGCAGAGCCCAGCUGUGUGUCUAUGAAGAGUGACUGGUCUAUGGAUCCUCCUCUACAAAUGAAGAGUGGAGACAGAAGCCAGAGUCACAGAAACCUGCAACCCAGAACAUCUGUAACGGAAACCGUCUGUAAGAAAAUAAAACGUGACGAGUCUGUGAAUCAACCACGGGACUUUGAUGAAAGCAUGAAUCCUGGUGUCAGCCAUGACUCCAAUUCUGAAAUCCUCAACACGUUUAAAUCAAUUCUGAAGAAUAAGUCUGAGUGUCUUUAUGAGGGAACAGCAAAGCUGGGAAACCCAACACUCCUGAAUGAGAUCUACACAGAGCUCUACAUCACAGAGAGUGAGAGUGGAGAGAUCAGUAAUGAGCACGAGGUGAGACAGAUUGAGACACAAUCCAGGAGAGCAGCAACAGAGGACACACCGAUCAAAUGCAGUGACAUCUUUAGACCUUUACCUAGACAAGACAAACCCAUCAGAACUGUGCUGACAAAGGGAGUCGCUGGCAUUGGAAAAACAGUCUCUGUGCAGAAGUUCAUCCUGGACUGGGCUGAAGGGAAAGAGAAUCAGGACGUCCAGCUCAUAUUUCCACUUCCUUUCAGAGAGAUCAAUCUGAUGAAGGACAAAACACUCAGUCUUUCAGAUCUUCUUCAUGAGUUUUUUCCUGAAACAAAAGAAAUGGACAUUUUCAGUGAUGAAUAUGAAGUGAUGUUCAUCUUUGAUGGUCUGGACGAGUGUCGUCUGUCUCUGGAUUUUCAGAGCGAUGUGAGGUUGUGUGAUGUAAGUGAAUCAGUCUCAGUGGACGUGCUGCUGACGAACCUCAUUGUGGGGAAUCUGCUUCCCUCUGCUCUCAUCUGGAUCACCUCCAGACCAGCAGCAGCUGAUCUCGUCCCCUCUGAGUGUGUCCAUCGAGUGACAGAGAUACGAGGCUUCAAUGAGCCACAGAAGGAAGAAUACUUCAGGAAGAGAAUCAGUGAUCAGAGUCUGGCCGAUAGGAUCAUCUCACACCUGAAGUCAUCAAGGAGCCUCUCCAUCAUGUGCCACAUCCCAGUGUUCUGCUGGAUCUCAGCCGCUGUUCUGGAGAAGAUGUUGAGUCGAGCAGAGAGUGGAGAGAUUCCCAAGACUCUCACUCAGAUGUACACACGCUUCUUGAUCCUUCAGACCAACAUCAAACAUGAGAAGGACUAUGAGAAGAACGUGACAGAUGAAGACAUGAUCCUCAAACUGGGAAAACUUGCAUACAAACAACUGGAAAAGGGCAACCUGGUCUUCUAUGAGGAAGACCUGAAAGAGUGUGGCAUUGAUGUGACAGAAGCAUCAGUGUACUCAGGAUUGUGCUCUCAGAUCUUCAGAGAGGAGUUGGGCUUGUAUAAGGAGAAAGUCUUCUGCUUUGUUCAUCUGAGCGUUCAGGAACAUCUAGCAGCUCUAUAUGUGCACCUUUCCUGUACAAAACACAACAGAAAUGUGUUUGAGCCAAUCAGCAAACAGAGUUUGCGGUCUAAAGAUAAAGACAGCUUCCAGCUCAAUUCAUCAGAACAUGUUUCAUUAUCUGCUCUGCAUCAGAGAGCUGUGGAUGAGGCUCUACAGAGUAAAACUGGUCAUCAGGAUCUCUUCCUGCGGUUUCUUCUGGGUCUGUCAGUGAAAACUAAUCAGAGUCUUCUACAAAGACUAAUGAAACAGACAAGAAGCAGCUCUGACAACAAGGAAACAGUUGAGUACAUCAAGAAGAAGAUCAGAAACAUGUGCUCUCCAAAAAAAAUCAUCAAUCUGUUCCACUGUCUGAAUGAACUGGGUGAUCAUUCACUAGUGGAGGAAAUACAACAGUAUCUGAAAUCUGGAACAUUAGCUGAAGCCAAACUCUCCUCUUUGCAGUGGUCAGCUUUACUGUUUGUCUUGUUGACAUCAGAGCAAAUGAUGCAUGUUUUUGAGCUGAAUAAAUUUGUUAGAAGAGAAAAUACUUCAAAUAAAGUUCUUCGGAAGCUACUUCCUGUGAUUAAAGAAUCCACAUCAGCACAUUUGAAAGACUGCAACAUCACAGAUACAAGUUGUGCUGUUUUGGCCUCAGCUCUGAAAUCAAACCCCUCACACCUGAGAGAACUGGAUCUGUCUCAGAAUAAAAUAGGAGACUCUGGAGUGACUGCUCUCUCUGCUGGACUGGAGAAUCCUCACUGCAGAUUAGAGAAACUGGGAUUGAGGGAUUGUGGCAUCACAGCUGAAGGUUGUGCUGCUCUGGCUUCAGCUCUGAGAUCAAACCCUGAACACCUGAGAGAACUGGAUCUGUCUGAGAAUAAUCUAGGAUUACGUAAAUACAGCAACUCUGAUCACAUUCUUCAGAAGUUGGUGCCUGUGAUUAAAGAAUCCAGAAGAUCAAAUUUGUGUAAGUGUGGUGUCACAGAUGAAGGUUGUGCUGCUCUGGCUUCAGUUCUGAGAUCAAACUCCUCACAACUGAGAGAACUGAAUCUGUCUGACAAUGAACUAGGAGAUUCUGGUGUGAUGCGUCUCUCUUCUGGACUCGAGAUUCCUGACUGUAAAUUAGAGAUACUCAGGUUGAGUGGUUGUGGUCUAGCAGAUGAAGGUUGUGCUGCUCUGGCUUCAGCUCUGAGAUCAAACCCUGAACACCUGAGAGAACUGGAUCUGGCUGAGAAUAUACUAGGAGAUUCUGGUGUGAAGUAUCUCUCUUCUGGACUCAAGAAUCCUCACCUUAAACUGGAGAUACUCAGGUUGUAUAAUUGUGGAAUCACAGGUAAAGGUUGUGCUGCUCUGGCUUCAGCUCUGAGAUCAAACACCUCACACCUGAGAGAACUGGAUCUGGCUGACAAUGAGCUAGAAGAUUCUGGUGUGGAGAUACUCUCUACUGGACUCUUGAAUCCUGAGUGUAAAUUGGAGAUACUUAGGUUAAAUAAUUGUAGAUUCACAGAUGAAGGUUGUGAUCAUCUGGCUUCAGUUCUGAGAUCAAACACCUCACACCUGAGAGAACUGGAUCUGUCUGACAAUGACCUAGAAGAUUCUGGUGUGAUGCGUCUCUCUUCUGGACUCAAGAAUCCUGACUGUAAACUGGAGAAACUCGGGUUGAAAUAUUGUGGUAUCUCAACAAAAGGUUGUGCUGCUCUGGGUUCAGCUCUGAGAUCAAACCCCUCACACCUGAGAGAACUGAAUCUGAAUGUGAAAGAACUACGAAAACCAGGACGUGAACUGCUUACUAAUCUAUUGAAGUCUUCACUUUAUAAACUAGAGUCACUGCUGUAAGUAAUGAUAAUUAAAAUAUAUAGUUGUAUGUCUAUAUUUUCAUGAAAAAGGACUGUAACAAGAGUCUUCAAUUCAUCUUCAGUUUAGUCUCUACGCUGUACAUUGUUUAAUUUUGCGCAUUUUAAUGUACAGUAACUGAUGUGAAUACUUCAGUAGAAAAUGCACCAUGAUUUGACCACAGAAAAUCCCAGCUAAUGGGUCUAUUGAUUCAGAAAGAGCUUGUGUUUAAAAUACAGAAACAUGCAAUUGCUCUGUAAGAUGUGUGUUCACUAGGGAUGCAACUAUACAGUUAGCAAAUGGUUCGAUACAUAUCUCGGUUUUUUAACCACGGUUUUCAGUUUUGUUCGGUUAUGGUGGCUUGGCACAUUUUUUGUUAUUCUAUGCUUUGGCGACAGAGGUUGAGGAGAUUUUUUUAUUUUUAUUUUUAUCUUUAAUUCACUUAAAAGCAAAUAUAUAUAUAAAUGACCACUUCCAGAACAAAAAGUGCUUCUUAACCCUGGCAUCUCACAGCUGCUGGGAGCCCAUAUAUAAACUGGGGAACAAAAUAAUUCUAAAAUUUGAAAAAUAAACAUACAUUUAAAUAUAAAUUGACUAUUUUAAUUAAACGUACUUUGGUAAACAUAAAUUAACCAUCUCAAUUUAAUUUUCCUGUACAGUAGCCUUCAUUCAAAAUGUAAAGUGCAACAUCACUCAGGUCAGCUAGCUUAUCUGUUCCUGUAUUUUGAGGAUUUUCUGUAUUAAGAUAAGCCUGUCAAAAUUCUCUCACUUGUAACAGAGGUUCCUGGAACACAGAGGUGCCAGUGUUGAACUUUUGCUUCAUGGGGGAACUUCUGUGGUUUAGCCAAUUUUUCUAUGAUACUGUUGCCUGUCUUUUCAUAAAGGUCGGAAAUUACCUCAGUGCUGAAAAAUGUUUGAGACUGUAGGCUGGAACGCAGAUUGAGUGCUUUCAUAAGGUGGCAAAAGCCCAUAUCCAAUACCUGAAAAAUCACUGGUCCCCACACCACAGAUUUGAAACAGUGGUAACUUUAGUGCAUAGUGAUUGGAUAUUUAUUUGCGGGGAGGCAUUUCCUCAUCUCAGUGCGUAACCUCACAGGUGCAAUCAAACAGAGCCAAUUUGGAGAGAAAUGAAACGCACAGAAAUUAUUUAAAUGCAAAACAAAAAAGGCAAUUCAAGCACGGAAUGACGCGUGAUAAACGUGUGGAUGUCGUGCAGAAUGGUUCAAUAUUAUAAUGAGAAUUGUGGCAACCCUAGUGUUCACAUGCUCACAGAGAAAUCCAGGUGGAUUGUGAACAAGACUUCACAACAAGCUCACUGAAGAUAUCUCUAAUAGAGAUAUUAGCAUAUUGCGGUUAAAUUCAAACAUAGUUAUGAAUUCAUUUUAAAUCUGCUUUUAUUAAUUGUAUGCACAUAAACUGACAAUUCAAAUACUAUAUCACACAUUUCCAAGGUGCUAGCUGAUUAAUAAAGAGAUCUACGAACUUAAAUUGUCCUUGUCCUGUGCAUUAUGCAAACAAUGAGAGGCACAGUAUCUCGUAAUAUAUAUUUUGGUAUAGAUGUGGUGGAACUGUAUAAAAAUCCGUUUAAUUUUUUUUUUUUUUUUAUGUUUUCUGUAUGUCAUAAUAGUGUCUAAAAAAAGAUAAAAGCAAGAUGUCUGUCAUUUGUUUCAACCAUUUUGUCCAUUUGAUAAACACAAUAUACAGUAUGUUUCUGUGUGUGUGAGUUUGUAUGGGAGAGGGAGAGGAACCGGGAGAAAGAGAGUAUGUGAAAAUGUAAUUUUGUGGCAAAAACAUGGAAAUAAUUUAUUUUUCUAUCCUGUUGUGUACUAUGUAUAUGUAUUUGCUUGGCUGGUGUCCUCGUGGCUUUUGAUUCUUUUGCUGUUGUAGGCUGUAAGGACCUCUGAAAUAACUGAAAUCAAGCCCUGUAGUAUAAUAUUUAUAUGAAUAAUUAUGGCUUUUUAAGAAAUGUUUUCAUAAAUACUAGUGACUUUAAUACAUGUGGAAUAUUGGUAACUCUGUUAAUUGUAUCAAAUAUUGUGUACAUGAUAAAAUAAAUUUCUGACCACACUAUA